Mesocestoides corti is the source of this 651-nucleotide messenger RNA. NCBI's taxonomy places the organism in Eukaryota, Metazoa, Platyhelminthes, Cestoda, Cyclophyllidea, Mesocestoididae. The record is from the annotation of a GenBank genome assembly.
AUGUUGUUGGUCAAAUUUUUCUCUGUUUCCGCUACAGUUAGGUUCAGUGGUAAACAACUCUCUAGAUAUGCUCAGAAGGCUGAAUCUGACUCAAAGGGAUAUCGGUCAAAAUUGAAGAAGGCAUUGGAAGCCAAAAAUGUUGAUGCAGCUCGUAUCUACGCAGAAGAUUCUAUUAGAAAACAUAGGGAGAGCAUUCAGUAUAUGACAAUGGCAUCUCGACUCGAUGCUGUGCAAGCACGAGUUAAAACUGCCACAACCAUGAAGUCUAUGACUAAAGACAUCGGCCGCGUUACUCAGAGGUUAAAGUCAACGAUGGGAACAAUGAAUCUAGAGCAGAUUGAAAGGGUGAUGGGAGAGUUUGAAAAGACUUUUGUGGAUCUUGAUGUCCGUACCUCCACCGUUGAAGAUUCUAUGGGUUCUGCGAUGGCCACAACUGCUCCUGAAGAUGAAAUCCAAAAUCUCAUUAAGCAGGUAGCCGAGGAAAAUGGCCUGGAGGUGGAGGCUGCAAUGGCGGGCGCACAAGUCCCCUCCGACUCCAUCGCUAGUCCUACCCCUGGUGAACGAACCUCCCAGGCUGACGACGCUCUCACGCAAAGGUUCGCAUUUCCAUUUUUUCUGGCACCUUGUGCCCGUGCCAUGCAUAAUACUUGA